Messenger RNA from Babesia bovis T2Bo, 724 nucleotides. RefSeq lists its product as uncharacterized. Bases 21 to 710 code for a protein of 229 amino acids. The transcript has 6 exons. Lineage: Eukaryota; Apicomplexa; Aconoidasida; Piroplasmida; Babesiidae. The record is from RefSeq and is a predicted model, not a curated record.
UAACCCUUCCGACUUUUAUCAUGAGGGCUCUUCAGGUGGCUACCUGCCUAGUACUCAUCGUAUCACCGUACUGGAUUGUCUAUACCAAAUCAUCGCUAGCACAAAAUGUAAAUAACGGAUGGACCGCAUUGCGGUCCUGUGGAUACUACGUAGCGGCAAAUGCCGUCAAGGUAUUCAUCAUGGCAACCGGUAUACCGGAGCUUGUAGGUAACUAUAUCUUCACUGAGGAUAUCGUCAUGGCAAUCCUCAACUCGGCUCUAUACCUGGGAAUAAUGUUGCCUCUGCGCGGGAAGACUAACGCCAGCACUAACGUCAACAAUAUCGUACUGGGCAUUGGCAUAGGAUGGUCAGUGCCCGAAAAUAUCGGAAGGACGGUGUUCCAAACCGUCAGCACACUGAGCAACGCAGACGAAACCAAUAUGUUCCUUUACGAGGCGUUCCAAGCACAUUUGCACAUACUGGUCUCAAUCAUCGUUACAGCAUUGCUCUUCCUCUGGCAACGUGAUAGGUCCAAGAGACCCCUUUGUGCGUUUAUGGUCUUUUUAGCAAUGAUAUGCGGACCUACAAUGUCAGUAUUCAACAAAAUCGGUGAAGAAGUGGUUAUUUCCAACAUCAUCAUAAUGGCAUCACAAAUGGCAUUGGCACUCGUUAUCGGCACAAUUGUCAAACGUAUGCACAACUGGAUCCAGACAACGGAGAAACGGGCGUAAUGUCGUAUUUGAUU